This is a messenger RNA of Corythoichthys intestinalis (scribbled pipefish), 2069 nucleotides long. It is a transcript of the gene slc18b1, whose product is annotated as solute carrier family 18 member B1. The record is from RefSeq and is a predicted model, not a curated record. Bases 157 to 1488 code for a protein of 443 amino acids. The transcript is spliced from 13 exons. Gene Ontology annotation, biological process: transmembrane transport. NCBI's taxonomy places the organism in Eukaryota, Metazoa, Chordata, Actinopteri, Syngnathiformes, Syngnathidae. Gene Ontology annotation, molecular function: transmembrane transporter activity.
AGGCUCUUGCAGCUUGACCAGGAAACGAGAGAAACGCAGGCAAACGUCGUGGUGCGCGUGUGUCUCCUUGUUAAUGUCAAAGUUCUCUCUGGGUCUUUUUCCAAAUCGUAUCACAUGGACACAAACAAGCUGGAAGUCGUGAACUAAGAAACGAAAAUGCAGCCUCAAGCGGAUCUUCAGCCACAAGAGGAGUUUAGGGAACCUCCGACAAGGAUGACAAAAAAACAGACCCUCACCUUAAUAUCCAUGGCGUCCGUCAACUUCAGCUCCAUGAUCUGCUACUCUAUACUGGGGCCCUUCUUUCCCGUUGAGGCAGAAAAGAAAGGCGCAACCCAGACAGUGGUGGGCGUCAUAUUCGGCUGCUACGCUGUAAGCAAUUUGAUUGGCUCGUUGAUCCUGGGCCGAUAUAUCGUGCAAAUCGGCGCAAAGUUGAUGCUCAUCACAGGACUUUUUGUGUCAUCUGGCUGCACCAUUCUCUUUGGGCUGCUGGACAGAGUUCCUGCCGGUCCUGUUUUCAUUGCCUUGUGUAUCAUCGUGAGGUCUGUGGAUGCCGUCGGCUUUGCUGCCGCCAUGACUUCUUCUUUUGCCCUCUCAGCAAAAGUAUUCCCAAACAAUGUGGCCACUGUCUUGGGAAGUUUGGAAGUGUUUACAGGCCUGGGCCUCAUCCUGGGACCACCCGUAGGAGGUUGGUUCUACCAGUCCUUUGGAUACGAGGUUCCCUUCAUGGUGCUCGGCUGUUUCCUUUUGAUUAUGGUACCACUCAACAUCUACAUCCUUCCCUCCAUUGAUGCCGCAGCCUCAAAGAGUUCCUUCUUCAGUCUUCUCAAAAAUAUUCAAAUCAUCCUGCUCUGCUACGUCAUCUUCACCCUAAGUUCAGGUCUGGGUUUCCUGGAUGCAACGUUGUCCCUGUACGCCGUGGAACAGUUCAAACUGUCCACCGGCUACGUGGGUCUGAUCAUGCUGGGUUUGUCCUUCCCAUACUCCCUGGGGUCUCCAUUAAUGGGCUUUUUCACUGAUAAAUACCCUGCGUCCAGGAGCUGGUUCAUGGUGAUCGGGGGCACUGCCACAGCUUUUGGCUUCAUGUUCCUGGGACCUGUCCCUUUCCUUAACUUACCAAGACAACUCUGGCUGCUGGUCUUCAUGCUGGGAGUAAUUGGCUUUUCCCUGGCCAUGACUGCCAUCCCCAUUUUCCCUGAGGUCAUCAAAUGUGCCUACGACAAUGGCUACGAGGAGGGACUGAGCACUCUGGGAAUGGUGUCAGGGUUGUUUGGAGCAGUGUGGUCCACAGGGAUGUUUUACGGGCCCACCAUGGGUGGCUUCAUCACGCAGCGUUUAAGCUUCGAGUGGGCAGCUGCCAUCCAAGGAGGCCUGGCUUUCAUCGGUGCUUUCCUCCUGGCGCUGUAUUAUGUCGCGCAUCAGGCAACACCGCAAAGGCUUCCAGAUAAGAGGCAACAAAAUGACGAAACUCUUCCACUCCUGGAUGAAUAAAAUCCUUGUUGAAACUUUAGUGACAAUAUUUUAUAUCAUCACUACAUGAAAGUCAAAUCGCACACUUGAUGUUCUGAUAAAUCUUUUUUUUUUUUUUUUUUUUUUUAAAUAAAACUUGUACAUAUUUAAAUGCUAAACGGUAAGCCUGAUUCAUUAUACUUUCAUGUAAGAGUGCAUAUGAAAAUGGGUUUUGAAAAACGUAAAACACGGAAUACUGCCUGGGUGCGGUGUAAAAGAUGACAAACGAUACGCACAUGAAGGUAAAAAGUUUAAUACUGCAUAUAAAAUCAGAAAUCUACCAUAUUUUUCAGACGAUAAGUCACACAGACCAACAUGACCAGGUAGAAACUAUAUUACAUACAGAAAAGUGUAGUGGUGUGUUACAUUGCGUUAACAUGCUCUACACUCACUCAGUCAUUAUUAUAAAAUGAUUUUACAUUGUGAAAUGUAUUAGUCAAGUGUUUGAAAAAUAAUGUCCCUCAAAAAUGCGACUCCUAUUCUGUUGCAACUUGUGUGUUAUAUACAGUAUUAAUGUGACUGUCUGAAAAAUGUGAAAUAAAAAGUUUUGUCACAUUUUUUGG